AUGUCUAAAAUGUCGAGCUCUUCCACGGAAAUAGCCCCAAUGCGCCCAGGAGAGCUCGCCUCCGCUCUUCCGGGACAAGCUCCUACCGCCGAUGCACCGGAACCCUCCCGUUCAGGCCCGCCCCGUGCUCCCCACGCUCCCCACGCUCCCCACAUAAUCCCGGUAACACCUCCGGACUGGAACAACCUCAGGGUCAUCCACCGGAACACUUUGCCGCCGCGUGCCCACUUUUUCCUGUACGGAAACCGAGAAGAUGCCUUAUCACGCGAUAUCGCGCGCUCCAAGAGUCAGCUCAUCUCGGGGCAAUGGCGAUUCCACCUCUCCAAGUCCCCUCUCGAUGGUCCCGUCGACUUCCAUCUACACACCCCGAGCGACCUGGAGUCCAAACAUGGCUGGGGUGGGCAGACCAUCCGUGUUCCAGGCAUGUGGCAGCUCCAGGGUUACGGGAAAGGGCCGCAUUACACGAACCUCAACUUCCCAUUUCCGGUCGACCCUCCACACGUGCCGAUUGAUGACAAUGAAUGCGGCCGUUACGCCACAUCUUUCCAACUCACAUCGGAAGAUAAGGGGCAUCAGCUCAGGCUGCGAUUUGAAGGCGUUGAUUCUGCCUUUACCCUGUGGGUGAACCACCGUGAGGUCGGAUACUCUCAGGGGUCCAGAAACCCGAGCGAGUUCGACAUCACCCCCUUUGUCCGUUGCCCCGGUACCAACUCCCUCCACGUAGAAGUUUACCAACGGUGCGACGGCAGCUACAUAGAGGAUCAGGAUCAAUGGUGGCUCAGUGGCAUUUUCCGUGAUGUUUGGCUCCACAAGUUUCCACCCACUCACUUCGAGGACCUUCGGAUCAAGGCCCAGCUGUCUGACAAUUACCAAGACGGGACUUUGUAUGUCGAGUUCAAGCUUAACCACGAAGCAAAAGUCAACUUGGCUCUCCUGGAUGCCGAUGGGGCAGAAAUUGCCAGCCAGAUUCAGGAAAGGGAGGGUGGGGCCUCGGACAAAGGAACCUGGACCAAGGCCAAGAUCGGACCCCUCAAGGAUGUGCACAGGUGGACGGCCGAGACCCCCUACCUUUAUCAGUUGGUUCUCUCUAUGCCAGGCUGUAUCUUGGCCGAAAGGGUAGGCUUCCGCCGGACCGAGCUUCGAGACGGCGUAUUCUGUGUGAACGGCGCACCCAUCAAGUUGAGGGGCGUCAACCGACAUGAACACCAUCCCGAUCACGGGCGGGCGGUGCCGUACGAGUUCCUCAAGGCCGAUCUACACUUAAUGAAGCGGUUCAACAUCAACGCUAUCAGGACCUCACAUUACAUCAAUGACUACAGGUUCUACGAGCUGGCCGACGAGUUGGGCUUUUGGAUCCUGGAUGAGUGUGACCUCGAAUGCCACGGGCUGUUCGUAGUAGGGGGCAACGGCACGGCAUUGACGUCCGACAACCCUGAUUGGGAAGAAGCAUACAUUGACCGCGCCCGGCAGAUGGUCGCCCGCGACUUCAACCGCCCGAGUAUCGUUCUCUGGUCUCUGGGCAAUGAGUCUAGCUACGGACGAAACCAUGCCGCCAUGUACAAGUUCAUCAAGAGCAUCGACGACUCUCGUCUGAUACACUACGAGGGCGACUGGAACGCUCAGUCUGCCGACAUCCUGAGUCGGAUGUAUUUCUCCAUCGGUGACGUCGAAUCAAUGGCGAAGGCCCGUGAAUGGGAUAAGCCACUGGUUUUGUGUGAGUAUGUGCACGCCAUGGGUAACGGCCCUGGUGCCAUCAAGGAAUACAUCGACCUCUUCUAUAAAUACCCUCGCCUAAUGGGUGGUUUUGUAUGGGAGUGGGCAAAUCAUGGCCUAAGGACGAAGACGAAAGACGGGCAAGAGUACAUGGGAUAUGGGGGCGAUUUCGGUGACGAACCCAAUGACUACAACUUCGUCAUGGACGGGCUAUGCUUCUCAAAUCACACUCCCGGGCCCGGCCUUGUUGAAUACAAGAAGGCGAUUGAGCCUGUCCAGAUCCUUAGUAUCGAAGACGGAAACAAGAUACGGAUCGUAAACCGGUACGACUUCAUCGACCUUUCCCACUUGGAGUAUUUAGGCCUUCCCGGUCACCAGGCGCUCUUGGAAAUCCCGGGGCUUGAGCAGAAACAACCGGCAGAUUCAAACUUACGCCUGAUGUUCGUGAACUUGGCCGCUACCCCCUGGUCCCCUGCUGGGCACAUGGUCGCGGACGGGGAAGUGCAGUUGACGAAACCCGCGAGCCUACGGCUUCUACGCAACAUCACCAAUCUUCCAACGCAACCGUUAGAAGCGAGAUCAACCAGCACGGUCCUGUCAAUUAUUAGCAGCCACGGGCUAUCUUGGAAAUUCGACCUUGUUCGUGGCACUCUCGUCAGCUGGCAGCGCUUGAAGACAGGCUCAGAAAGUCUCUCCCCGAAUAUCCUCACCGAGCCUCUUCGCUUCGACCUCUACCGCGCCCAAACAGACAAUGACCGGGGCUGCGAUUUUGGCCGAAACUGGCGCGACCGCCGUCUGCACCAGGCAAAACACCAUCUCAUCCAGUCGUCUUGGCACCAACGGGAAGAUGGUGCCGUCGAAGUCAUUACCGAGAGCCGAAUCGCCCCGCCGGUCCUGAACUGGGCUCUCAAGGUUACCACCACCUACCACUUUGCAGCGGACCACAUCUACAUACGGGCACACGCGAAGCCUACGGGUAACCUGCUUCCGCGUGCAUGGGGCCGCCUGGGCCUGGUCACAGCCCUGGCGGGGUGUACCAAGGUCCACUGGUACGGCCGGGGUCCGGGCGAGAGCUAUCGCGACAAGAAGUUCAGCCAGCAGGUAGACAACUGGGAGAUGUCCGCUGACCGUCUGAUGACCGACUACGAGUUUCCGCAGGAGAAUGGAAACCGGACGGACGUGCGGUGGGUCGAGUUUGUUACGGCUGCGCCGGCCCGCCUGCUGAGAGCGCGGUACGGGGAUUUCGAGGGCGCGAGUUUCUCGGCGCUGCCGUACACGGCCGAGGACCUUGACGCGGCGCAGCAUCCGUAUGAGCUGAGGGAGAGGAAAAGGGAGGAUUUGGUUGUGCAUCUGGACUGGAUGCAUCACGGCUUGGGGACGGGGUCGUGCGGGCCGGAGACGCUGCCUGAGUAUACGCUGCACGCGAGCAAGGACCUCUGCCACCCCCGAUUACUUCCGACCAACUUCCCCGAUUGUCGUCGAUGCAAACGCCCUGCCAUGAAUCCGAAACGAACGUACGAAGAUGAAGAACCGUCUGCGAGCCUUCCGAAGCGGCUAAGAACCUUCGACCCCGCCUCCAAUGGCGUUAUUUACCCAAGCUGCGACGCGUACUCUCCACUUGUGCAUGAGGCUUACACAAUAGCCUGGAUCUGUGCACUUCCCUUAGAACUGGCGGCAUCGCGUGCCAUGCUAGACGAGGAACACCCACUGCCCCCCAACCAAGCCGGCGACGACAACACCUACGUGCUCGGACGCAUCGAUCAGCACAACGUCGUCAUGACAUGCUUGCCGGGACAGUACGGAACGAACAACGCUGCAAUCGUCGCGACAAACUUGAAGCGAAGUUAUCCGAGCAUCCGCGCUACCUUGAUGGUCGGCAUCGGCGGCGGAUCCCCAAACCAGGCCGACUUGUACCUAGGCGAUGUCGUCGUUGGCACGAGGGUCAUGCAGUAUGACAUGGGCAAGAUGGUUGCGGGCGGCGUGUUCGAAGAAACGGCCGAUGCGAAGACUCCUGCGCGGCUGCUGAACUCGGCUGUGUCCGCUCUACGGUCGAAGCAUGGGCCGCACCAUUCUAGCAGUCGAAUGACUAGCCUCCUGCGAAGCCGACUCCCAAACAUCUUGCGCCCGAACCACCCCGAUCGCCUUUUCCAAGCGUCCUAUGAACACCCUCUCGGGGCGCCAACAUGUAUUGACUGCGACCUAGAAAAGCUGCAACCACGAGGCGCACGCCUCUCUGACGAACCCAGGAUUCACUACGGAGUCAUCGCUUCGGGAAACAGGGUUAUGAAGGACGGGAAAGCACGGGAUGAGAUUGCGCGGCGACUUUUAGCGCUAUGCUUUGAGAUGGAGGCAGCCGGCAUGAUGGAUAAUCUCCAGUGCUUGCCGAUUCGCGGCAUUUGCGACUAUUCGGAUUCCCAUAAGAACAAGCAGUGGCAGGACUAUUCUGCUGCAACCGCAGCCGCAUACGCGAGGGAACUGCUGGAAGGGCUUCGGCCUUCGUCCAGGUCGCUUGACCGGACUCCAACAUACAUCACCGAACACUCAAAAUACCGGGAUUGGCUUGACCCCGGGAAGCAGUCGCAGAAUCAUGGCUUCUUGUGGAUGCGAGGCAAGGCAGGUGCCGGAAAGUCAACCAUGAUGAAGUUCAUGUACCUGGAAAUGAAAAAAGCCCCCAAGAAGCCCAGCAUGGCCGUGGCGUCCUUCUUCUUCAAUGCACGAGGCGACUAUUUGGAAAGGUCUAUCUCCGGGAUGUACCGGUCUCUGUUACUGCAGCUCCUGCAGGAAUUUUCGGAUCUUCAACCCGUACUGGACAAUACGGACAUCGUUCCGCGGAACCAACAAGACUGCCCUGACCUGAACGCUCUAAAAGAGCUUCUCAGCAACGCUGUCAUGGCCCUUGGCCAGCGCUGCUUUACCUGCUUCGUCGACGCCCUCGACGAGUGUGACGAGCUGGAGAUCCGGGACAUGGUCCAGUUCUUCGAGCAAUUGGCAGAGACUGCUACUGAUAAAGGCAUUCAGUUUCGAAUCUGUUUCUCGAGUCGGCCAUACCCCUACAUUGAUAUUCACCGGGGAAUCUUGCUUACCCUCGAGAAGGAAUCGGGACACGGAGAGGACCUGGCACAGUACGUCAAGAGUCGUCUCAGGAUCACGCACCGCCCGCUUCUUGAAGAAUUACAAUCCCAAAUCCUGGACAAAGCUGCUGGGAUUUUCAUGUGGGUCGUGUUAGUAGUGGAAAUCCUGAACAAUGAGAGUAGCCACGGCGCUCUUGCUCUGAGGAAAAAAAUUUCGGAAAUCCCGGCUGAACUGAGUGAACUCUUCAGGAGCAUGCUGGCACGCGAUCAACAUAGAACUGAAUCGCUACAGCUCUGCAUUCUCUGGAUCCUCUUCGCAAAGCGGCCUUUGAGCCCAGCAGAGUUCCGCCAUGCGCUGUGGGCGGGCUUGUUGGAGCAGCGUCUGGUCGAUCCCGAGCUGCCAGAUGACACACACAUGGAUGCCGUCAAACUGGUCACGAGUUCCUCGAAGGGGCUUGCUGAGAUCACCAAAUCUCAGCAGCCGACCGUGCAGUUCAUUCAUGAAUCAGUGCGGGACUUUUUGGUGAAAGAAAGGGGCGUCCAGGACUUGUGGCCUGAACUUGGAUUCGACUGGGAGGAUACUAGCCACGAAAUCCUCAAGCGUUGUUGCACUACGUACUUGCAUCAUCCAAGAGUACAGGCGAUCAUGUCGCGCCAGAGAGCAGAGACGAUGAACGGAGCGCCAUGGCUGAAAAAUGCUAGGUACAAGAAGUAUGCCGGUCAGCAGAUGAAAAGAGACCUGGCUACCGACGUUUCUGGAGAAAGGUACCAGUAUCCGCUUUUCGCUGCAUUAGCAAACGGUCAUAAAACUGCCAUAGCCGCACUUUUGGGAGUGUCGUCAACUGUCUGCGAUGGCGUCGAUAUCACAGAAGGUUUAAACUACAAGAAGGACUUGAAGAAUCACCAAGGUCGGACGCCAUUAUCAUGGGCUGCCCAGGAGGGUAGACUAAGCAUUGUGGGAUUGUUGAUUCAAGGAAGGGCAGACCUUGACGAAAUUGAUAGGAGAGGAUUGACGGCACUGCUUCGGGCCUCAGAGAAUGGCCACGAGGCGGUCGCGCGGCUUCUCAUCGACAAAGGGGCGGAUGUCAACGCUCAGGACAGUUCUGGAUCGAGGGCGCUGCUUCGGGCCUUGGAGUUCCGCCACGAGGCGGUCGCGCGGCUUCUCAUCGACAAAGGGGCGGACGUCAACGCUCAGGACAGUUCUGGAUCGACGGCGCUGCUUCGGGCCUUGGAGUUCCGCCACGAGGCGGUCGCGCGGCUUCUCAUCGACAAAGGGGCGGACGUCAACGCUCAGGACAGUUCUGGAUCGACGGCGCUGCUUCGGGCCUUGGAGUUCCGCCACGAGGCGGUCGCGCGGCUUCUCAUCGACAAAGGGGCGGACGUCAAUGCUCAGGACAGUUUUGGAUCGAGGGCACUGCUUUUGGCCUCAGAGAAUGGCCACGAGGCGGUCGCGCGGCUUCUCAUCGACAAAGGGGCGGACGUCAACGCGCAGAACAGUGCUGGGUCGACGGCACUGUUUCGGGCCUCACAGAAUGGCCACGAGGCGGUCGCGCGGUUUCUCAUCGACAAAGGGGCGGACGUCAACGCUCAGGACAGUGCUGGAUCGACGGCACUGUUUCGGGCCUCACAGAAUGGCCACGAGGCGGUCGCGCGGCUUCUCAUCGACAAAGGGGCGGACGUCAAUGCUCAGGACAGUUUUGGAUCGAGGGCGCUGCUUCGGGCCUUGGAGUUCCGCCACGAGGCGGUCGCGCGGCUUCUCAUCGACAAAGGGGCGGACGUCAACGCUCAGAACAGUGCUGGAUCGACGGCACUGCUUCGGGCCUCAGAGAAUGGCCACGAGGCGGUCGCGCGGCUUCUCAUCGACAAAGGGGCGGACGUCAAUGCUCAGGACAGUUUUGGAUCGAGGGCGCUGCUUCGGGCCUUGGAGUUCCGCCACGAGGCGGUCGCGCGGCUUCUCAUCGACAAAGGGGCGGACGUCAACGCGCAGAACAGUGCUGGAUCGACGGCACUGCUUCGGGCCUCAGAGAAUGGCCACGAGGCGGUCGCGCGGCUUCUCAUCGACAAAGGGGCGGACGUCAACGCUCAGGACAGUGCUGGAUCGACGGCACUGUUUCGGGCCUCACAGAAUGGGCCACGAGGCGGUCGCGCGGCUUCUCAUCGACAAAGGGGCGGAUGUCAACGCUCAGGACAGUUCUGGAUCGACGGCGCUGCUUCGGGCCUUGGAGUUCCGCCACGAGGGCGGUCGCGCGGCUUCUCAUCGACAAAGGGGCGGACGUUCAACGCUCAGAACAGUGCUGGAUCGACGGCAAUAGUCAAGUAG
Chaetomium globosum CBS 148.51 is the source of this 7104-nucleotide messenger RNA. RefSeq lists its product as uncharacterized. Lineage: Eukaryota; Fungi; Ascomycota; Sordariomycetes; Sordariales; Chaetomiaceae. Gene Ontology annotation, biological process: nucleoside metabolic process; lactose catabolic process. Gene Ontology annotation, cellular component: beta-galactosidase complex. The record is from RefSeq and is a predicted model, not a curated record. The transcript has 8 exons. The coding region runs from base 1 to 7104 and encodes 2367 amino acids. Gene Ontology annotation, molecular function: beta-galactosidase activity; carbohydrate binding; protein binding.